Molecule: messenger RNA, 1785 nt
Organism: Centruroides sculpturatus (bark scorpion)
Lineage: Eukaryota; Metazoa; Arthropoda; Arachnida; Scorpiones; Buthidae
Product: putative GPI-anchored protein pfl2
Exons: 3
Source: RefSeq, a predicted model, not a curated record
AUGCUGAUUGGUCAUAAAUCUGGAGAUAUAGUCAAAGAUCUGCAUGAUUCAGGGAGUACGUCCGAAGAUCUCAUAGGAAAAGGAGCCCUUACAAAGAUAAAUGAGAACAAACCAAAGAAGCCUAUGUUAGUUCAAAGAAAACCAGGAAUUCCCUUAGGGAUCCAAGUUCCUGUUGUUCCUGCGGGUCGUCUGUCUUCAAGUGUUGUUCUCUCUCCAAUUGCAACGGGCCAAGAAUUAGCAGAGGGUAUGUCAAACAUGAAGGUUCCUACUACAUCAGGUGAUGAUGGAGAGAGUUUGGGUACAUUGAUUGCAGUAACAACUGCAAACAGUGCCUUAUCUGAAGAACAGAAACCCCAUAUUCUACCAGAAGUUUCUUCUGUGCUACCUUCACGUGCUAUCAGUGUAGUGACAAGUUCUGUUCCAUUGCAGCAAAGUGAUAAAGAAGCUCCUUCAUCAACUGUUAGUGCCAAAUCCAAUGUUUCAUCUGAAAUAAAGAAUACUGGUCAUACUGUUCAGGAGAAUAAAUCUAGCAUAUCUUUAAGUCAGAUAGGUUCUCCUAGUAAACGAAUCUUCACUUUAAUUAAUUCGGGCGAUGCUGCCCAAUUACAAGCUCAACAAGCUUCGCAGCAAACUUCACUAGCUUCACAAAUGUUAGAUCGUAUUAUUUGUGCUAGCUUAGCAAAUUUUCCAAAUUCGGGUUCUUCUACUACUGAACCCGGACGAUACAAACCACUGAGCAUAGGUAGAGACCUGAAUGCUACAGAACAAAAUGUUCGUCCAUCACCUAAGAGUGCUUUAGAAGUAUCACAACCUAAAUUGGAUUGUGUGUCAGUAAAACCUCCAUCCCCUGCCAAAGUAGAUACUCAGGUUGGCAGCCCAAGUACUUUAAUUCGAUCACCUUCUAUUGGUGUUAGCAUUUUAAAAUCAUCUUAUCAAUCUCCCACUGAACAGAGGCAAAUUCAUGGGAGAACAACCUCACUGCCAGAACAAACUAAAGGAUUAACAACAACACUAGUUGGCAAUACUAGUGUAUCUUCUAGGAAAUUCCAAUCAAUACCUGUUACAACUUCUGCAAAUACUGUUAAUACUAGAAAAACUGAGGAACUGAAAAUGCCAUUUCAUUCUUAUGAAUUUUUAGAAGCAUUCAAACGUACACUUGAAAGUUCUCCUGAGCCUUUACAACCUAGAAGUGAAUCUUCUACUGUGCUUUCUAGUUCUAAAGUAAAAACUGCUUUGUCAGAGAAUACUAGAGAACUUUGUGAUGAACCAAUGAACUUCAAGAAAUUACAAAGUUCUGUAGAUAGUGUUUCUUCCCUGAUACCUCAGGAUUUUUCUUCCAAACAAGAUAAUCCAACAGUAGUGCAUUUGUCAGGUACCUAUAAGCGUUCUAAUCCACAGGUACGAAGUAUGCAAUUGACUAAUUCUCUUAGAGUUCAGCGAUCCUCUCCAGAAACUGUUUCUACUCCAGUAUCAUUUCCAGAAGGAAUGAAAGGUUUUCCUCUUCCCAUAAAAUCACAAAGUACAAAUCCUUCUUGUAUAAGCUCAUUAUCAACAACUAAUCCCACGCAUGGAUUAGUCAGUCGAACGUCACCGGCACAAGCUCACGAACCUGGAUUUACCAGUCCCCACAGGCAUAAUUCACCAUCUCCUCAUCGUUCUGUAAGUGCUCAUAGUCCCAGUCAUGGACAUCCAUCAUCCGCUGGAAACAGUGCAAGUCAUAAUCCAUACCAAUCAACACCUCUUUCACAUUAUCCUCCAGUAGAAACUACUCAUAAUCGUACAAUG